Molecule: messenger RNA, 1997 nt
Organism: Numida meleagris (helmeted guineafowl)
Lineage: Eukaryota; Metazoa; Chordata; Aves; Galliformes; Numididae
Gene: ERGIC3
Product: ERGIC and golgi 3
Exons: 13
Coding region: 64-1215 (383 amino acids)
Biological process (GO): retrograde vesicle-mediated transport, Golgi to endoplasmic reticulum; endoplasmic reticulum to Golgi vesicle-mediated transport
Cellular component (GO): COPII-coated ER to Golgi transport vesicle; endoplasmic reticulum membrane; endoplasmic reticulum
Source: RefSeq, a predicted model, not a curated record
GCUGCGGGGGCCGGGCGGGGCGGUGCCCCGGAAGGCCGCAGUGGUUCCGGGCCGCGCGGCGCCAUGGAGUCGCUGUGGCGGCUGAAGCGGUUCGAUGCGUUCCCCAAAACCCUGGAGGACUUUCGGGUGAAGACGUGCGGCGGAGCGCUGGUGACGGUGGUCAGCGGGCUCAUCAUGGUGCUGCUGUUCUUCUCGGAGCUGCAGUACUACCUCACCAAGGAGGUCCAUCCCGAGCUGUACGUUGACAAAUCAAGGGGAGAUAAGCUGAAGAUCAAUAUCGACGUUGUUUUCCCGCACAUGCCUUGUGCCUAUUUGAGCAUCGAUGCAAUGGACGUAGCAGGAGAACAGCAGCUGGACGUAGAGCACAAUCUGUUUAAACAGCGUUUGGAUAAAGCUGGCAAUCGUGUGACUCCAGAGGCUGAGAGACAUGAGCUGGGGAAAGAAGAAGAAAAAGUGUUUGAUCCAAGUUCUUUGGAUGCUGAUCGUUGCGAGAGCUGUUACGGGGCAGAGUCAGAAGACAUUCGGUGUUGUAAUACUUGUGACGAUGUCAGAGAAGCCUACAGGCGGCGAGGCUGGGCCUUCAAGAACCCUGAUACCAUCGAGCAAUGCAAGAGGGAAGGGUUUAGCCAGAAAAUGCAGGAACAGAAGAACGAAGGCUGCCAAGUGUAUGGUUUCCUGGAGGUCAACAAGGUAGCUGGAAAUUUUCACUUUGCACCAGGAAAAAGCUUCCAGCAGUCUCAUGUACAUGUUCAUGACCUCCAGAGCUUUGGACUUGAUAAUAUCAAUAUGACACACUAUAUCAAACAUCUCUCAUUUGGAAGGGAUUAUCCAGGCAUCGUGAACCCUCUGGAUGGGACAGACGUCACUGCACAGCAAGCUUCCAUGAUGUUUCAGUAUUUUGUCAAAGUGGUCCCCACAGUUUAUAUGAAAGUAGAUGGUGAAGUGGUAAGGACUAACCAGUUUUCAGUUACACGGCACGAGAAAAUAGCCAACGGGCUGAUAGGAGACCAGGGUCUGCCUGGUGUGUUUGUGCUAUAUGAACUGUCACCCAUGAUGGUGAAGCUGACAGAGAAACACAGGCCCUUCACACACUUUCUCACAGGAGUUUGUGCCAUCGUUGGUGGCAUAUUCACAGUGGCUGGAUUCAUCGACUCCCUGAUUUAUCACUCAGCACGUGCCAUCCAGAAGAAAAUUGAACUUGGGAAGACAAUAUAAACAAUGACCUCACCGCACACCCCAAGAAAAUCUGUAAGGAGAACUGAACAGGUUUUACAAAAUGCAUGUGAUCCUCAGAGCACACGUGAGAAGAGGUUUGGAAUUACCAGGUGGCCCCAACUGCUCUUAACGUCUUAUCAUCUGUUGUUUGGCAUUGAUUUGUGGAUGGAACUGCUUGAACCUUGCUGCUGUGAUGUUACAUUAGCCAUCUUGUCUGGCUGUGCAGACCCUACUGAAAAACUCCUUUGUGUCAGUCCGUGUUCAUCCAGUUUGCCCCCUGAAAGAGCUGCUGGAGAUACUUCAGGAAUAAUGUACUGUGUUGUCAGGAGACCUGCAAUGGAUUGAAGCUGUCAUCAAAAACCUUUCUGACAACACCAUCUGUCUUCUUUUUAAUUGCUCCUACAAGUAUUUUGGAAUGUGCUGAUGCUGUAUGCCAGACCUCUGUGACAAUGUGCUGAACACCGUGUGCUUUCCUUCCAGCUGCCCAGGGCAAUGUGGAGGGACCUGGCAUUCCGGGUGUGCUUUCUGUACCACGUGCUCCCGCACUUGUUACAGAUUGCUCUUCUUAGAGAAGAUGCAAGUUGAUGUAUGGAUGAGAAAAAAAAAAUGUUUGGAAUUUUAAUGAAUUUUAAAUUGGAUUGUGUUUUUCACUUCCCCUCUGUUUCUGUUUUGUAAUGCAGUCCAUCCUCUGCGUUUUGGUAAGGCAUUUGGAAGAAAGAUUAAAUUAUUUGAACCAAUCCUAAAUUGGAAAUUAUAAUAAAAACUACCUGCAUUGUGGCAAA